Molecule: messenger RNA, 3660 nt
Organism: Astyanax mexicanus (Mexican tetra)
Lineage: Eukaryota; Metazoa; Chordata; Actinopteri; Characiformes; Acestrorhamphidae
Gene: sycp1
Product: synaptonemal complex protein 1
Exons: 35
Coding region: 146-3262 (1038 amino acids)
Biological process (GO): chiasma assembly; synaptonemal complex assembly; lateral element assembly
Cellular component (GO): transverse filament; central element; synaptonemal complex
Molecular function (GO): double-stranded DNA binding
Source: RefSeq, a predicted model, not a curated record
UUUAAAAUCCCGGCCGCGCGCGUCAGAGCUGCAGUUCGUUAUACAGCCGUUGGUGUCCUCAGGGAGACGGCCACAAACUGAUGCACAAAAACGCUGGAUAUUCGGACUAUUUUACAUUUUUAGAGAGUUUUAAGCUAACUGCAGUAUGGAGAGGGCAUUUAACUUUAAGCUGUUGGUACCUCCAAGGACCAAUUUGGGUCAGGUAUCAGCUGUGAAGCCUCAAGAUUCCAGGUUGUUUGAGGACAACAGUAGUUUUAAGCCACUCAUACAGAGUUACACUAAGUGUUUUGAUACAGAGGCAAGCUUGCCAUUUUCAAACACCAACAUGGUGUUACCUACAAAGCCCCAAAGAGCAGAGGUUACAAAGAAGAUUGCUGUGAUGCCAAUGGAGAAAGAAGAGGGAACACUAAGAUGCAGCCAACUGUAUUCCAAACUGUUUGAAGAGGCAGAAAAAAUAAAAUCUUGGAAACUGAAAACAGAAUCUGAGAUUUUACAGAAAGAUAGAAAGCUUCAGGAAAACAGAAGAACAAUUGAGACACAGCGGAAAGCCAUUCAGGAACUUCAGUUCGGAAAUGAAAGUCUUAGUAUGAAGUUAGAGGAACGACUCAAUGAAAAUGAGGAUUUAAGGAACAAGAAUAAUGCAACAAGAAAUUUGUGCAAUAUUCUAAAAGACACAUUUGAGAGAUCUACUGAGAAAAUGGGUCUGUAUGAGUCUGAGAGGGAGGAAACCCAUGGCCUCUUUAUGCAGAAUCUCGAAGAUAUUCAGAGAAUGGUCGCUGCAUUUGAAAGUCUUCGCUUAAAAGCAGAGGCUGACCAGUUAGAAAUGCUGAAAGUUAGAGAAGGCCUUAAGCAGUUUGAUGACCUUAAGUUGCAAUUUGAGAAUGAGUAUCACAUGAAGGAAAAGGAGAUUUCCAUACUGACAGAAAAGCUAAGGGAAAAAGAAAGUGACCUUAAAGAGAUAUUACUUAGUUUCCAAGAGACCCAGAAGGCCUACAGUGACCUUCAGAAAUCUGCUAAACUGCAACACGAAUUACUUCAGAACUCUAAACAAGAACAGGAUAAACUUGAAGAAAAACUGAACAAGGCAGACCAAAUCCAACAGGAAACUGAGAAGCAUCAGAAAGCAUUAGCUAACUUACUUGAGCAAACCAAGGAGAACUAUGCAGUAAAACUUCAAGAGAGAGAUGCGAAACUUCUGGAAGUGAAUAAUAUCAAAGAACAAAUGACACACAAACUUGAAGAGAUGAAGAUGGCAGUAGAGUCUCUACAUUGCUCACUGAAAUCUGAGAAACAGAGAGCCCAAGAUCUUGAAUCCAAACUUGGCUUAAUAUCUGAAGGACUUGACAAGAAAGACACAGAACUAGGAAAAAUAGCAGCAGAAAAAGAGGAGCAAGACAACCAAAUACACACUCUGAAGCAGGAAUUGGACACAAAGUCAAACGCCCUUGAAUCUUUAGAGGACAAGAUAAAGACAGAUGGAGAUAAGAUUCUUCAGCUCAUCACAGAACACAAAAACAAACAGGCCCAAAUAAAUGAGCUAAAGGAACAACUGAAGAUUGCUUCUACUGAAAAUAAAAAUAUGGUGGUGACCCUGGAGGAGAUUACAAAUGAGCAAAAGCAGAUAAAGGAACUUGUCUUUGAGAAAGAGAUUAAACUCAAAGAUAUUGAAGGGAAGUUAGCUGAAGCACUGAAGAAUGAAAGACAAUCAUCCACUAAUAUUCAGAGGUUGAAAAAGGAACUGAAUCAACAAAAGGAGAUGUACAAAGAUCUGCUCGAGAGGUUUAAUCAACUUCAACUUCAGAAAGAUGCUGUGCAAGAACAGGUUGAUGGAGGUUCUACAGAGACCAGGGUUCUUGAAUCCUGUCUCAAGGAAACCAAAGAAAAUGAGGAAAAGUUGAAAAUGGAAGUAGAGAGACUUGAGUUGGAAAAACAACAACUAGAAACACAGGUAGAGGUUCUGGGUGCAAACAUUGAGGAGCAGCGUCAAGAGAUCGAGACGUUUCAAAAGCAGUUGAAAGAUUCUAGCAAAAGCACUCACAGUGAACUUAUGAAAAAGGAACGACAGAUCAAAGCUCAAGAGCUAAAGAUGACAAACAUGAAAACAAAACUGGAAACCAAAACCAAGGAACUGGAUGAAAGCCUUAAGGAAAAUAAAACCAUGAAGAAGCAGAUGACACUGGAUAAUGAAAAACUUUUCCAGUUUGAAGAUGAGUUAACUAAAUUGAAAGAAGAGUCCAAGAAGCACAAGAAACACCAUGAUGAAGAGCUUAGAAAAGUGUGUUCUGAGCUUAAAGACAAAUCAGCUUCUGAAGCUCAACUUUCGCUAGAGGUUCAGGACCUCAAACAAUCAGCAGUGAAUGCUGUGAAAAGCAAGGAGGACACUGAAAUCAAAUGCCAGCAGAAGAUAUCUGAUAUGGUUGCCUUAAUGGAGAGACACAAACAUGAAUAUGACAAGAUGGUGGAAGAGAAGGAUGCAGAACUGAAUGAGAAGAGAAUACGAGAAGCUGAAGUUAAUACUAAUAAAAUUUCGUUGGAACUGGAACUGUCUCACCUCCAAAUUGAAAAUGGUCACUUAAAACAGCAACUUGAGAAGGUCAAAAUGGAAAAGGAAAAAAUAAGGCAGGAAGUGGAAGAACUGACCAGGAUGCAAACCUCUCAGAAUAGCAGUUUUAUGGAAAAAGAGGAGCAUCUGGAAAAAGAAAUUCAGUCUUUGAAGAAGCAAAUUGAAUCCCUUGAAAAAGAGAAGGCUCAAAAGAUUUCUAAGGGAACAGCCAAAAAGAAGUCUUGUGAAACCCCCAAUAAGGUGCCCGCUUGUGCUAUUUCAGAUGCAUCUAAAAAGGCCUUAACUACACCUCUUAAAUUAGGUGACCUCCUUCAAACUCCAACUUGGACUAUGGGACCAAAAAUAGGGGCAACACCUCGGAUAAAGUCUUUCAGAGUACGCACACCACCAUCAACAGAAAACUCAGCACCAUGGAGAAAAAACACUCUGGCACUCGACCCAAAGUCUGAUGGCUCAGAGCAAAAUGAUAUACUGAGUUUCUCUCCAGCGCCUUCAACAUUGAGCAUGUCUAUACAAGCCAAAGAGCCUGGAGCAGAGUGCCUGAGCUUACUGAAGAAGGUGCAAGGUUCUGGUGUUCAUAAGUCUCCAGGGGCAGCUUUAAAACUUGCAGCAAUGAAGAGAAUGCGGGAUGCAGGCUGGACAACAAUUACAACUUCAGAAAAGAAAAAGAAAAAAGCAACUGAUAAAAUCUUUGCUUAGCCACUUUUGUGCUGUCUAUGUACAGCCUUCAUGAACUUAAUCAGUUAGGUACUAAGGUCACUGUUCAUUUUACUGGUUAUAUGAGUUUAAGGAUAAAAUGUUUGUUAGAUUUCUCAGAUAUUUAGAUAUAUAGAGCAAUACAGAUAGAAAUGUAUUAAAUAUUAAAUACCAAUCUAAGAUUUUAUAUAUUUCCGUUUUAAAUCUUCAUUUUGUGCAUGCGUGAAAGAGACUUAGAGUAACAGUUAUUUCAGUGCUGUAUUAAAUGUGUUACUGUUCGAUGUUUAUUGCUUCCUGUAUUAAUCCUUUAUUGAAAUGAAACAUUUGAACCACUUGGCAUUACUCUAAAAAGUCCAGAUUCUAUGGUUUUUAUCUCAAUAAACACUGUUUCCUGCAGAGUA